Molecule: messenger RNA, 1410 nt
Organism: Schistosoma haematobium
Lineage: Eukaryota; Metazoa; Platyhelminthes; Trematoda; Strigeidida; Schistosomatidae
Gene: TRMT44
Product: tRNA methyltransferase 44
Exons: 9
Coding region: 1-1410 (469 amino acids)
Biological process (GO): tRNA methylation
Molecular function (GO): tRNA (uridine) methyltransferase activity; metal ion binding
Source: RefSeq, a predicted model, not a curated record
AUGAAUCCUGCUAGUGGUCGCAUUCAAGUUUCCGUCUUGAAUGAGUCUCCUGGGUUUCUCCAGAGUUCUUGGCUGAAAGACGUCCUUGAACAGAAGCUUAAUCUUUGGUAUUCUUGUGAUGCAAAAGUUAAUAUUCCUUCCCUCUCACUAAUUGAUUGCCGUUUAUAUCAAUUGCAAUACGAACGCUUGAAAAAUACCUAUGGACCUACUCUAGUUAAGAACUGGUCGGAGAAAACAGACCCAAUGAAAUUCGUGUAUGAAGAUAUUGGCAUAGCUUGCUACCUUAUAUGUUUAUGGAAAAAUGAACAUGUUAAUUUCGUCGAUCUUGGUUGUGGAAACGGAUUGUUGACGUACAUACUUUCGUCGGAAGGAUCUUAUCCACUAAGUGUACAACAACGUUUAAAGGAAAUUUCGUUAAAUCCAGAAGAAGUUUGUGGGUUUCCACAAGCCAAUUGGCUAAUUGGGAAUCACAGUGAUGAACUUACACCUUGGUUGCCUAUACUGGCAUGUAAAAGUGGACCAUCAUGCAAGAUAUUUGUUUUACCAUGUUGUCCUUACAGUCUUUUUGGAAAAUUCAAUAUCCCGAAAAGUUCACUUUCAUUUUUACCUGACGACAUAAAUGUCAAACAGAUAACAGAAAAUAGUCGAUAUGGUACAUAUCUUAAUUAUAUACAACACAUUUUUGCCAUUUGCAGUUUUAUACCUGAAGUUGAUGCGCUCAGAAUACCAUCAACCAAACGUAUAUGUAUUGUUGGUCGAGAUAUAAUCGAUUCAAAGUGUUUUGGAAAUAAUGAGCACUCAAAUCGUUUGUCUGCUGUUAAUAAAUACAUUGAAUAUGAACGUGAUAUUACUUCAAAGCCUAACAAAACGUUUGUUGCACGUCCACCCACAGAGGUUCCCUGUAAUUGUACAAGAGUUUCGAAAUUUGUUCUUGACAAAAUAUCACAUACAGUUUUCAAAGCCUUAUUAAUCUGUAAACCAGAUAAAUAUCGUUUACAAUCCCAUAAUCUUAUGCUUUCUGAUAAUUUAAGAAUAAGAACUUUGGACAAUCGUUGGUGGAAUCCUGGUGGUACAUUAACUUUAUCAGAGUGCAGUGAACUUGUGUCACUAGAAGAUAUGAAAUUAUUAAAAUCUCAGCAUGGUGGUUUGCAAACUGUCUUGAGGAAUCACCAUCAGUGUUUUCGAACUAUCAAAAACACCGUUCAGUUACGUUGGUUACCAGAUAAGAUGGCGAAGCUUAAUGAUUCUGGAAUUCCGUUAUUCAAUAACAAAAAUGGGAAGAAUCGUAAAACAAAACUCUGCUGGAUGUCACUUAACCAUCCAGAUGGUUGUCCAUACACUUCUGAAUUGUGUGACUUUGCCCAUUGCGAAAAUGAAAUCCUUAUAAAAAUCGGUUCCAUGAAACAAUAA